Messenger RNA from Rotaria sp. Silwood2, 936 nucleotides. The record is from the annotation of a GenBank genome assembly. Lineage: Eukaryota; Metazoa; Rotifera; Eurotatoria; Philodinida; Philodinidae.
AUGUUAGAACCAGUUGUUAUUGAUAUACAAUCUGUGAAGGUCUCUGGUGAACGUCUGUUGAGGAGGGGUGAAGCCUUAAAUAUUGCUCGACGUCAACAUUCGUUACCUAAUCGUGAAUCAAAAUUAACUAUUAAUAAUAAACCAUAUCAUUUUCCAAUAAUUUCAACUGUACAAUCUAAUUAUGGUUCAUCAAUUGCAUCAACAACAUCAUCAUCAACACAAUCAAGUAAUGAAUAUGAUAGUAAUCUAAUAAAUAAUUCAACAAAAAGAGAAUCAACAUAUUUAACAGCUAUAUCACCUAUUGAAAAAAAUCCUUCACAAGUCACCAUAUAUGAUAAAACAAUUAAAUUAACUAUUGAACGUAUAACGUAUGAUCUUCGAAUGAUUAUUGAAGAAUAUAAACAUAAUCUUCCAGUAGCUGGUUUUCAAACAUUAAAAUCAUUUCUUCAUCAACAUCAAUUAUCAAAAAUAUUAUCAAAUGAAUCAAUUUAUUUUUUACUUUUACAAAUUCUUGAUGAAUUUUCUCAUAAUUCAACUCAUACAAUAAUAACAUUUGAUCAUUUUCUUAUUGCUAGUCAUUCAACAAUACCUAUUAUUGUAACAACAACAUCAUCAGUUAUAAAUGAAUAUGAAUCAAUUGAACAACUUAUUAAAAAUUUAGCUAAUAAAUUAUUUGAUUCAUCAUCAUUACCAAUAUUUAAUAAUCUUUCAACAUUUGAAAAUAUAUCUUAUCGUUAUUUAUCUAAUCAAAUAUUUCAACUUUCUAAUAUUGAUAUAGAUAAUAAUAUAUCAAUGCAACGUAUUAAAUUACUUAAUUUAUUUUGGAAUAAAAUACAAUCAUUACGACAUAUUCAGAUAAAUGAAGAUAAUGAACGUGUCAUUUUUGCACUUUAUUAUCUUAUGAGAUAUAUUUCUCAGUCAGAUGAUUUUAUUUAG